AUGGGUAGUCCUCGUACUCGUAGAGUUUUACAAGAAUUAAAAUCAAUCAAUGAUAAUUCAAAAUGUUUCGAAUGUGGAGCUCACAAUCCUCAAUGGGCUUCUGUUACCUAUGGCAUAUGGAUUUGUUUAGAAUGUUCUGGAAAGCACAGAGGCCUUGGAGUUCACUUAUCCUUUGUCAGGUCCAUAACAAUGGACAAAUGGAAAGAUGUCGAAUUGGAAAAAAUGAAAGUCGGUGGUAAUAAAAAUGCUAGAGAAUUUUUAAACGCGCAAAAAGAUUACAAUGAUUCAAUGCCGAUUCAACAAAAAUACAACACAAAAGCAGCCGCUUUGUAUAGGGAUAAGAUUUCAGCCCUUGCACAGGGUAAAAGUUGGGACAUAUCCUCAUCGUCAGCCCAAAAUUACAUAGGAAAUACCUUAAGUAGCAGUACUCAGUCUUUGACAACAUCAUCAGCAUCACAUAAUCAAAACAACAGUUAUGGCGGUUACCAAAAUACCGAAUGGAAUUCCGAUUAUCAUCAUUCCGGUUCAUCCUAUAAUUCCUUGAGCAACGAUCCGGGUUUCAAAGAUCAAAAAGAAGCAUUUUUCGCAAGGAAACAAAACGAAAAUGCUCAGAGACCCGACGAUUUACCACCGAAUCAGGGUGGAAAAUAUUCCGGUUUCGGUUAUACCAUGGAUCCUCCGCCACGUUCGACAUCUCAAGAAUUCGUCGACAAUGCUCUAUCUUCCUUAGCUAGCGGUUGGUCCUUGUUUUCCGUGUCGGCAACGAAACUUGCUAGCAAAGCAACGGAAAGCGCUUGUAAAAUCGGUGAAAUGGCAUCGAAUAAAGUAAAAGAAGGAAAAUUAUUAGAAGAAGUUAGUUCUCAGGUUACUAAUUUAGCGACAAAGGUGGGCGAUAUGGGUAAGAAAAAAUGGAAGGAAGUUUCCGGGAUAAGUUCUUAUCAAUCGGGUGGUGAUUACGACAGCACAGGAUUACCGGAAAAAACGUCGAGUGAAAAAUCAUCCCUUUUAUUCGAAGGACAAGGAAGUUAUCAAAGGUCAGCGACGUCACCGAAUUCGACAAACGAUUGGGAAAGUGUCGACAGUUGGAAAAGCGGAAGCGGAGACGGCGGUUACAAGCCGGAAAAACAAUCGAGUCAUCACAGUAAAAAAAUGACCAAUGCGGGAAAUAACGGCGUGAGCAGUAGUGGGGGUAGUGGUGGUGGUGGUGGUAGUAGUAGUACGACCGGAAGCAGAGAAAGUUCUAGAAAAAAAUCACAACCCAAAGAAGGUUUGCUCGUGGAUUUAGGAGAGAAAACGAAUUGGAAUAAAAAAUGGGAAGAUGACGAAGCGUGGGAAGCCCUAAAUAAAUAA
Messenger RNA from Pediculus humanus corporis (human body louse), 1350 nucleotides. Its product is annotated as ADP-ribosylation factor GTPase-activating protein, putative. Gene Ontology annotation, molecular function: GTPase activator activity. Gene Ontology annotation, biological process: regulation of ARF protein signal transduction; regulation of endocytosis. NCBI's taxonomy places the organism in Eukaryota, Metazoa, Arthropoda, Insecta, Psocodea, Pediculidae. The record is from RefSeq and is a predicted model, not a curated record. The transcript is spliced from 9 exons. Bases 1 to 1350 code for a protein of 449 amino acids. Gene Ontology annotation, cellular component: Golgi membrane.